This is a messenger RNA of Entelurus aequoreus (snake pipefish), 1710 nucleotides long. It is a transcript of the gene gpatch3, whose product is annotated as G patch domain containing 3. Gene Ontology annotation, molecular function: nucleic acid binding. The coding region runs from base 10 to 1545 and encodes 511 amino acids. Lineage: Eukaryota; Metazoa; Chordata; Actinopteri; Syngnathiformes; Syngnathidae. Gene Ontology annotation, biological process: positive regulation of DNA-templated transcription; negative regulation of type I interferon production; negative regulation of RIG-I signaling pathway. The record is from RefSeq and is a predicted model, not a curated record. The transcript is spliced from 7 exons.
ACGGUAGAAAUGGCAGACUGUCAUGGCGUAUCUCCCGUGUUUUUCGUUGUUAGCAACAUUCCUGUCACUUUUCACUCAGCGGACCUCAGGAAUUAUUUCAGCCAGUUUAUAGAAAGCGGCGGCUUCCACUGUUUUCAUUAUCGCCACCGACCAGAGGUGCUCAGGGAGCCGCAAGGUUGUGGGGAUAGCGAGGAGGACGGCUACAAGUCUUCGGGCAGCGACAUGGCAGCUGCUAAUGCUAACAACAACGACAAGAAAAGAGAGACUGUCAAAUCUUGCUGUUGUGUCGUGUCUGCUCACGGAAAAGAAGCUGACAGAUUCGCCAGGAUGUACGGAGGGAACCAUUGGAUCGAUUCGAAGGGCAGCUGGUUGUCCGGAAGAUGUGUUGUUAAAAGAGUGAAGGUUUCACAACACAACGAAAAUUCGCAAUUUCCGUAUAAGACGAGGUAUGAGCAGCGGCAAAGGGUGGCCGAAACCGAGCAUUUCACCAUCACUGACCUCAACAGCUUAUCGGAGCUCAAUCCACCUGCCCUAAUGCAGAAUGGAAACGUGGGCACGCCAGUCAAAGUCUUCCUGCAGCUCAUCCAGUCCUGUCGCCUCCCUUCACGCCUCAUCCGGAAGUUGGGCCUCACUUUCCCCAAGACCGGCUCCAACCGUCGUUAUGGAAACGUGCCUUUCCAGUACCAGGACACUUGCACACUACCAGCCACAGAAGAGACUGUUUUAACCGCUGGUGGGCAUGAGAUAUCGGGGCCGGGUGCCUUUGCAGCUCGGAUGUCAACACAGACGCAGCAGGCUGGUGACUGUGAGACAACAGAGAGCGAUGAUCCACAGGGAGACGAAGAAGAGAAGGAUGUUGAAUCAAAUUCAGAUGAUGAUGACGACUUCUGUGAGGAGUGGGAGCGUCAUGAAGCGCUGCAUGAUGACAUCACGAGCCAAGAGCGAAGCAAAGAGAGGCUGUAUGAAGAAGAAAUUGAGUUGAAGUGGGAAAAGGGUGGGUCAGGCUUGGUGUUCUACACUGAUGCCCAGUACUGGCAAAAAGACGAAGGAGAUUUUGAUGAGCAAACAACAGAUGACUGGGAUGUUGACAUGAGUGUCUACUAUGAAAAAGACGGUGGUGACAUGGAUGCUCGUGACUAUGUCCGAAUGCGACUUGAGAAAAGGUUAAGAGAAGGUCUUGAAUCUGGAGUGGCACACAAUCAGGCCAUUGGCAGUUUUGAAAAGUUCACAAAGGGCUUUGGUCGCCGUGUGAUGGAGAAGCAGGGCUGGAAGGACGGCGAAGGCUUGGGGAGCAGUCAAAUUGGGAUUUCAGAAGCCCUGGAAAAUGAAGGCAAACAUCCACGCUGCAAACGAGGGUUCGGGUAUCACGGUGAAAAGUUAAAUUUACAUAAUGCUAAAAGACCUAGAAAAGAAUUUCUUGUGUCUACAAUCUAUGAUAAACCCAAAGACAUGGAUAAAGGCGACAGCUUGCUCAGACGUCAACCAAAUACCGGCAUGAAGUACAGAGGCUGGCAGCCAAGUGGCAGCGGUCGAUCACAAAGAUGACAUUUUUUUAAUUAAUUUUAUAUACAAUUGUAUAAAACCCUUUACAAAAAUGCAUUUGUAUUUUGUUGUUACUUAAAACAUAAAUAGUACCUGUAUUCAAGGUAUUAAAAUAUGCACAACUAUAUUUAUUAAAUGUUCAUUAAUCCCCAGAGGGGAAACUCUUUA